This is a messenger RNA of Spodoptera littoralis (African cotton leafworm), 4414 nucleotides long. NCBI's taxonomy places the organism in Eukaryota, Metazoa, Arthropoda, Insecta, Lepidoptera, Noctuidae. The record is from the annotation of a GenBank genome assembly.
GCCACCCCACUUGACGUAACCACGCUGAUUACCGUCGGUUCAGCUGGAACUAAAUUAUAUUGAAUACCAGUCUGAUGUCACCAUUCAGCUCAGCACGACAUACUAACCGUAAAAUCGUGUUUUUAUCCAAAACGGUCUAUUUAAUUUCUAACGAAAAGAAAAUUUACUGUACUCGCAGAAAACGCGCUAAAAAUAACUCAAGGCCGCGCCACAGAUUAAAAACUAAUUUCUUAGGUAUCAAAACUUUUUGUUUCGACCUUAUUUAUUUUUAACGCUGCGGGUACUACGUUGAAGUACGCAUGCGCCGGCUUUUCACCCUGUCACCUCACAUAACCUCAAAGGGGUUCAACGGGAACAACAAUUCAUUAAUAUUAUUUUGUAUGGUGUAAUUUUUAAAUGGGCAGCCGUGUGUGCGUCGACAUUCCUAUUGGCUGUCUGACAUCGAACCAUUGCCUCAAAUGAUGAACAGUCGAGGAACAGCGGCUCGUAAAGUGAAUCAGUGCCCGUUAUGUUGAGGAAAGAGGAACAUUACAGUGAUAUUUCAGUGAUAAAUACUAAGUGAAUCGAUGUACAUAGUGAUUUAUAAGUGUAUAGAUAUAUUAAAGUGAAGUUUUAGAGUGAGUGUUUAUAAAAAUAUUGCCGCAAUAUUUUUAGGUUAUGUUUGGUCGCUUUCACGCCGUCUGUGUACAGUCAGCAGAUUAGCAAAACAAAUUGCCUAAUUGUUUUUCGAUUUUCGAAUUGAAUUAGUAGUGUAGUUGUGUGACCUACAUUGUUCACGUUUAGUUGUCGUGUAUAAACGCAGCAACAUCACAAAAGACUGAUACUCGACUAAUCUUCUACAAGAUUAGUUAAAAAGAAAGCUUAUCAACAACGAAUCUGGGACCAAAUGGACUGAUAAAUUAAUAAACAGAAUAAAACGAAAAGUGUCUUAAAACUAGUGCAUAAGUGUAUACAGACUUUAGAGACGAUAAUAACAAUUAAUAUGACGAAGAAGAAUUUAUCCCAGGCUACUGGGUUAUUGAACCCCGCCGAACCAGAGGUUCCAAAGAUAAUCUUAGAUGAAGAGGAGUCGCGAAGAAACUCCCUGAUUGGUAGUGUGAUGGAUAACAUCUCCAUCGCUGCAAGAGGGAGGGACUAUGACGUGAAGAGGAAACGAUGGCUAAUGCUCGGCAUGUUUGUGAUCUACUCGGCCUCAAACUCCAUGCAGUGGACUCAGUUUACGAUAAUUCAGGACAUAAUAAUGAACUAUUACGGUGUGACUGGCAACCAAGUGUCGUGGACUUCCAUCAUUUAUAUGAUCACCUAUGUGCCUCUCAUAUUCCCUGCGAGCUGGUUUCUGGAUAAAACGAUGACUGAUCAAAAGAAUAUGGAAGUUUGUGGAAGUGUUAUGGACGGUGUGGCUGAGAAGGGGGGAGUGUUGGAGUCCCCUACUAAGAAGGGAGCGACGGAAUACGUGGUGUACCCUAUCCGAUGGCUGGUUCUGUUCGUGUUUGUCUUCAACUCGGCGUCGAACUCGAUGCAAUGGAUACAGUACACGAUCAUCCAGGACGCCAUCGUGAAGUACUACGAUGUGUCGAGUAUCCAGGUGUACUGGACCUCGAUGAUCUACAUGAUUACGUACAUCCCUCUCAUAUUCCCCGCUAGCUUCCUGCUGGAUAAGACGAACCUUCGCGUGACAACAAUCAUCGGUUCGUUCGGGACGUGUUUGGGAGCAUGGCUGAAGGUGUUCUCCGUGCCCCAGGACAUGUUCUGGCUGGGUUUCACUGGCCAGACUGUGGUGGCAGUCUCCCAGGUGUUCAUACUCAACGUACCGCCGCGUCUGGCAGCUGUCUGGUUCGGAGCUGAUCAGGUCUCGUCUGCCUGCAGUAUCGGCGUGUUUGGGAAUCAGCUUGGUGUUGCCGUUGGCUUCGUGCUUCCUCCGAUGUUAGUCCGUGCAUCGGGCACCAUCCCCGAGAUAGCAGCCGACCUGCGCCUCAUGUUCUACCUCAUCGCAGGCUUCACCAGUGUGCUGUUCGUUUUUAUUCUACUGUUCUUCAAGGCCGCUCCCCCCUCGCCACCAUCAGCCGCUGCAGAUCUUGGCAACAGUCUGGACUCGAACUUCCUACUGUCCCUGAAGAAGCUGAUCACGAACCGCAACUAUGUGCUGCUCCUCAUCUCAUACGGUCUCAACGUCGGAACCUUCUACGCUAUCUCGACCCUGCUCAACCAAGUCAUUCUCACUUAUUAUCCGGGAGCUAACGUAGACGCGGGUCGCAUUGGUCUGGUGAUCGUGGUGGCCGGCAUGGCAGGGUCGGUGGUGUGCGGGCUGGUGCUGGACAAGACGCACCGCUUCAAGGAGACCACGCUCUCGGUGUACGCCGCCUCCGUCGUCGGCAUGCUCAUCUUCACCUUCACGCUCGACUGCGGAUACAUCGCCGUGGUCUAUCUCAGCAGCAUUUUACUUGGGUUCUUCAUGACUGGCUACUUACCUGUGGGCUUCGAGUUUGCUUCAGAGGUGACCUACCCCGAGCCUGAAGGCACCACUUCAGGAAUACUGAACGCUGUAGUUCAGAUCUUUGGUAUUGUAACUACCCUACUGUAUGAAUGGAUGCUGGGCACAGUUGGAGAUCGCUGGUCGAACCUCACUCUCUGUGGACUGCUGGCUCUAGGCACAGCCAUCACGGCAGCCAUCCGAUCCGAUCUGAGGCGCCAGGCCGCUCAGAACAACGCCAAGGAGUGAAUCGAUCAACGUAUUCAUAAUAACUUACAUUCCAAAAGUAUUCUCAAAUAAUGCAUUAUUUUAUAAAAUUAUUGUAUUGUAUGCAGCCAGCUUUACGUUUUUAAUUAUUUUUAAAUUCUCUGUGAGUUGGACUCAAGCUGUGACGUAACUGCACUCAGUUUAAGUCGGGCCUAUAAAAAUUAUAAUAUAUUGUUAGCAGCGAUACAUUAUCUCACUAUAAUAUUAUUAUUUAUUAAUGAUAAGUUUACGUAUUAUACUUAUGUUAGUGGUGCUUAGGCUGUGAAUUUAUCGUUAUCAUCUUGUUUGGACUCAUUCUCAGGCGAAUUCUAGAGAGGAAUAAAUGGAUAAACGUAUACGGCAAUAAUUUGCAGAGAUUUUUAAUUAAUAUUUUAGUAGCCUAGUAGGUACCUAUUGAAAUUAUUUAUUAUAAUGGAAAUGCCUUUUAGUGAUACCAUUAUCAUCCAAGUGUCAAAUUCUGUAGACUUUAAGUAAGCUCGGCAGCUUCGACUGUAUAAGGCGAGAAGAAUUAGAGAAUUUUAAAGAAAGUGGCUUGUGAAAUGUCUAAGUAUUUAUUUUUUAUUAUUGAUUUUAGUGCUGUAUUUAUUUCACUGAAAGUUCCUUUAAAUGAAUUAAAUAUUAUUUAUAUGUGAUUUAUCUUUAGGUUUGUAAGGUGUACCGACAUAUUUUAUCGUAAUUUUGAAUGUAGAGGUCUCGAUAAGAAAGCAGUUAAUCGAACGAAUGUUUGCCUCAGGGAGGAACAGCGAUGUGCAUCCAAUGAAUACACUCCGACAUUCUUUUAAAAUUACCUAGCGAAUAUUUUGGAAGAAAUGUGUAGCUCCUAGGAUUAUAAUAUAGAGCUAGAACUUGAAAUCACGACAAUAAUUGUGUGACUGUAUCUAUACGGUAGUUUUUGCCACCAACUAGAAUAGAUUGUGACGUAUCUUCGGAAUGAUAUAUUGAUGUUGUAGAUUGAUUGAAUAUUUAUGAAAACUAACCUUUUGGAUGAAAUUGAGACAAAUAUUUUAAAUACAUACAUUAUAUUGUGGACGUAGCUAAAUGAAGGAUACAUAUACCUAUAUAUAAAUUGUAUGAUGUAGGAGUUUUCAAUAUACUUACAUGUAACUACUUAUAAUAUUCUACAAAAUUCUAAACAUUGCGUAUGUGCUCGUAAAAAUAUGCGCAAAAUAAUUAGAAUAAAUUCAGAACGCCCUAAAUAAUACCUACAUUUUGCACAUUGGGCUGUCUAUCGAAGAGGCAGAACAGAUGUAUGUCAGUGCCCCAAAUACCUACAAAUAAAUCCAAAAAUUUUCGGCCUAAAGGCCAUCUAAUAAAAAAAUCUAUGUCCAUUUAGAACUUUAUAUCGUAUAUAAAAUUAUAUAGAAAUAAAAUAAAUAAUUAUGAUUGUAAGUUAGUAUGUAUAAGCAGAGUAUGAGCAGGUAGUCUGUUCCUAGAGAAUUGUAGACAACAAGGUUUUGUAAUUAAAAGAAAGUAGCUCAUCACUCUGCCGUUAGUGUAUUUUAAAAUAAAUUAUUUUGGGAUUUUAAAUCCUAUUUGUGAUCUAUUAAGGAUUGUUUUGGCUUUUUGUGUAAUCUCUACGUGUUAAAAUUAAACUAGUAAGUUAUAACUUAGGCGAUUGUUAAGGUUUGUGUAUCUAGAUUUGUUUUGUUAAGCAAGUACUUAAACACUUCUCGUUGC